AUGGUGAUAGAAGGAAUGGGAGGGGCGGAUCGCCGUGACAAAGGCACGGGCGUCGCCGGCGCAUCGUCCACCAGUGGCGCCGCUGGUAGGAGCACGGCGACAGAUGGUGCUGUUGAGGUGGUCACUCAAGGAGGGAGACGGGUGAAAUUAACAAGAAUAAUUGAGAACCCUUGGAGCCAUGGUGAGCCUCUUGGGAACGGCUUUAGCUACAAUUAUUGCCCUGCUCGCAUUAAGGGUGGAGGUGUGAACCGUCUAAGGGAGCAUUUGGGUGGAUUGCCUGGUAAUGUGGUAGCCUGCAAAAAUGUGCCACUUAAUGUUAAGGCAUUAAUGACGGAUGAAGUGGCAAUCUGGAGAGUAAGGAGGAAGCGAAAUAAGAACCUUCGUCUCUAUGUUGAAAAGGAGGUUAUGAAAGCAAACAGAGAUUUUGGGACUUUUGGCAGGGCAAGAAUUCCUCCUGAUGAAGCAGGACAGAUUGAGAUGGCGAUGAGAGAGUCAUUGAGGGAACAUGCCAACACUUCGCCUUUUGGUAGGACUGGCGGUAGUGGGUCUACAAGUUGUUCAGCUAAUCAACAAAGUACACUUGACAGGUUCUACCAAAGCCAAAGUGUUUCACAAGAUCCCUUUGACAUAGAUUUGGCACGCAACAGGGCACAAGCGCAGCCUCAGGUGGACAUUAUGCUCAUGGGGGAUGGCAAAGAGAAGCUUGGGAAAGCUUUGGCCAAGUGGUUUCAUGCCAAUGAUAUUCCAGGAAGAAAAGCAGACUGUCCGUACUUUCGAUCAGCCAUUAAAUUAGCCCAACAGCUUGGAGAAGGAGUGCACAUUCCUAUUGGAAGAGAAAUAGAUGGCCCAUUGCUUGAUAUGAACUAUGAAGACAUGGAGGCUCACAUGGCUGAAUUCAAGGAUGAAUGGGGUGACUAUGGAGUUACCAUCAUGUGUGAUUCAUGGACAAGUCCUACCAUGAUGUGCAUUAUUAAUUUUAUGAUCUUUUGCAAUGGACGCAUGUUCUUCCACAAGUCUAUAAAUGCAAUUGGUUCUAUCCAAAAUGCAGAUUUUAUUUAUGAUUGCCUUAGAGAGGUGGUUGUUGAGGAGAUUGGGGCUAAGGUUGUCGUUCAGAUUGUCACAGAUAAUGGCUCUAACUACAAGAAAGCAUGUUGGUAGCUCAUUGCUCAGUAUCCACAUAUUACUUGGCAGCCAUGUGCAGCUCAUACUAUCAAUUUGAUGUUGAAGGACAUAGGACGUUUUCCAGAGGUCACGGGAGUCAUGGACAGUGCAAAGCAAAU
This is a messenger RNA of Phragmites australis (common reed), 1280 nucleotides long. RefSeq lists its product as uncharacterized. The transcript is spliced from 4 exons. Bases 1 to 1158 code for a protein of 385 amino acids. The record is from RefSeq and is a predicted model, not a curated record. NCBI's taxonomy places the organism in Eukaryota, Viridiplantae, Streptophyta, Magnoliopsida, Poales, Poaceae.